AUGAGCAUAUAAUAGGUUAAAAAAGCAAACGAGGAGCUUUAAAAGUAGAUAGCUUAGCUGCAAAAAUAGUUAAAGGAAAAAGAUAAAUAAAACAAGGAGUUAAUUCAUAAGCUUGAGAAAUAUGAAAAAUAAAAUAAGUCGAAUUCAAAAGAAAGAAGUAAAUACAUCAACACUUCAUCAUCUCAAUCUUUGUCAGAUAAAGAAAACAAUGAAAAUGAGUAGAAUCUAAAUAGAAUAAAUAAAAAUAGUUUGCAAAUGAGUGAAAAAUUAAGAUUGUCCAUUCAAGAUUUGCAGUAGCGUAAAAGUAUUAGAGAACAAAGUAAUAAAAAAGAAGAGAUGAUAGUACACUUAAAAACAGAAUGCCUUAGAAAAUGCAACCAGUAUCUUUCAAUAAUGAUGUCCGACUUUUCUCAAAAAUGGAAUUCUUUUGAAGAAAUCGACAUAUUUAAAAAAAAUGAAAAUACUUUGAUUUUUAAUAGGCUUUAAGAAAAGAUUGAUCAUUAAACCACUCAGUAUUUAGUUAUAUGUGAAGUAAAUCUUUGGGACAGCGAGAUAAAAUUUAAGACAGCAAAAGAUUUAGUUGAGUGUUAUUAAAAUUUUUUAGAUGAAAUGUUAAUUUUAAGAUAAGUUUAAUGA
This is a messenger RNA of Tetrahymena thermophila SB210, 636 nucleotides long. RefSeq lists its product as hypothetical. The record is from RefSeq and is a predicted model, not a curated record. The transcript is spliced from 2 exons. NCBI's taxonomy places the organism in Eukaryota, Ciliophora, Oligohymenophorea, Hymenostomatida, Tetrahymenidae.